Molecule: messenger RNA, 1957 nt
Organism: Hemibagrus wyckioides
Lineage: Eukaryota; Metazoa; Chordata; Actinopteri; Siluriformes; Bagridae
Gene: rcan1b
Product: regulator of calcineurin 1b
Exons: 4
Coding region: 301-924 (207 amino acids)
Biological process (GO): calcium-mediated signaling
Cellular component (GO): nucleus; cytoplasm
Molecular function (GO): calcium-dependent protein serine/threonine phosphatase regulator activity; nucleic acid binding
Source: RefSeq, a predicted model, not a curated record
UCUCGUGCCUCGUGCUUGUAAUUGCUUUUACAUGUGCAGUCGUCAUUUCCGUUUUUGGAAACAAUUUAGUUCGGCGCCAUCAAAAGCACUGACGUGGUCCUCUGUGCCAGACUGCACGGGGGAUUUGUAAAAGUCCCUCAAUAAUGAAACAGCGCUCGGACCGUGGUGUUGUGGCCGCGGACCGCUCUGUACGGACCACUGCGGCACGAUCACAGCCGUCUGCUUAAAACAAGCCCUUCUUAUUUGACCUCAAAACGGCUCCAGCGCGUGCAGCCUCGACCGUUUUUGUUUACAUCCGCCAUGCAGGAGUCGGAUGAACGGAAAGGGGCGGCGACGGCAGACGUGCAGGUCGAUGAACACCCCAACGCGCUGAUCGCGUGCAAAGUCCCCGACGAGGUCUUCAAUGACACGCACGUGAAGGGCCAGUUCGAGAAACUCUUUCAUCAGUUUGAUGUAGGAGUAUAUUUUCAGUUCUUCAAAAGCUUUCACCGUGUACGCAUUAACUUCACCAGCGCAGUGGCUGCGGCGCAGGCGAGAGUGAACUUGCACAAGAGUGAUUUCAAUGGCAAAGAGAUGCGCCUUUAUUUCGCCCAGUCUGUGCAUAUAGGCAGUCCUCGACUAGAGCCUCCAAAGCCAGACAAACAGUUCCUCAUUUCUCCUCCAGCUUCUCCUCCAGUAGGUUGGGAGCAGUCUCAAGACGCUACACCCAUCAUUAAUUAUGACCUUCUGUGUGCUGUCUCCAAACUCGGUCCAGGCGAGCAGUAUGAGUUACACACUGGAACCACCACCACACCUAGUGUCAUAGUGCAUGUGUGUGAAGACGACAGCUCGGGUGGUGAAGAGGAGACAGAGGGAGGGACCCGGCCCCGCCCCAAAAUCAUUCAGACUCGGCGCCCUGAUUAUGCUCGCGCUGUCAAGAAGUGAAUUUACUGAACCAUCCGGGCAACUAGUAACUGGACUUUUGAUCUAGAUUCAUAUUUGAGGCAGCAAAUACGAGCACCUCUGUCUGAGAUGGAGUAUCCCAUCUUUACCAUCACAUACGCUUCGGAAAUAAAUUUGGUUCAUUACAGUAGAACAAGAUAUAUUAAGAAGUGAAUUUGAGUUUAUUUCAUUCAGCAAAAGGAGCUUCUGCUUGGCCUUACAUUCAUAGAAUGAAAGAGUGGCAUUUAGAGGGUGCUAUCUGCUUUUGUUUGUUUUGUUUUUUUUUUACUUGAGUUUUUAUGAAAUACAUUUUCUUCAUGUGUGAAAGUUAUGUCUACACUGUUGAGGGCCACUAUUGUAGAGCAGCUCAUUGCCAUUAUAUUGUAGACUGUUGUGUUUGUCUUUGUUGGUUCUGGUAUUGUGCAUAAAUGUAAUUAAUGUUGCUACAGUUUUCUAAUUUUCUCUGAUUAUUAUGCACUUGGGGCCGAAUUCAGAGUUAAGCCUGCGUAGUGAGGAGCUAACGAUGAAGUUGCACUUGUCCAAACGGGCGCCAGAUUAGACCACAUCAAAUACUGAGGGCUGGUCAACAAAAUAAUACUCACAAAUUAUACAACAGAAUAAAUAUUUACAAUACAAAAAUACAUAUACGUGAGGUCCAUGCUGCUAUGGCAAAUGAAAAAGUAUUCUUGUUUCCAGCUGUUUUAAAUCAAGCUUUUUUACUGUUAAGUGUUUACUUUUGGUAUUUAGCUAUCUCUAUUACCAGUCUGAUCCACCAUCAAGUGAAAGGAAAAAUUGGCCCACUAAUCUUAAAGCCUAAGAGAGAUGCCAUGGGGCAGUUAAGUAUUUCACCCUGGGGCCAGACUCUGGACACUACUGGUCUACUAGAUGAGAUUCUGACCUUCUUCAUGAUAUGGACACAAUCACAAUCCACUCUAAAACUAAUCACAUCUGGAUUUUCAUUCCUGCCUAAGCUUCAUGAUUUCUGCUGUAAGGCUUUUUCUAGUUCAUCAUGCAAAAAAUUGUGCUGUAUCAGUAA